AUGGCAGCCUUCGGAGGAAUUAUGAGGCCACCGCGGGCUUGGAAGCUCAGUGGAUGGCCUGCAGCUGCUCUGGGUGCGAUAGGACUUGCGUUGCUGGUUAUUGCAGCGAUCGUUGGUGGAGUGUGGAACUUUUCUGAACCCAUCGCCGCCGUGUCAGCUGACGCUACCCUGAGCCAAAUGAAGAAUGAGGUACAGGAUCAGCUUGUAGAAGCGGCAAAGAGGCAUGCUCUGGCCGAGAAGCACAGGACUCAAGCUCUCAAGUUGUCCAACACUGCGGAGGAAGAACGUGAGAAGUCCCGACUCCUCAAGGCGCAAUCACUGCUUGCAAGAAGGCAGGAGAAGUAUGACAAAGCUGCGAAGGAGGUCCGUGAAGCAAGGGCUGCCAUGAACAAGAACGAGAGGCUCUCUAGCAAGCUCGCUUCGGAUGCUCAGGAAGCAAAGGCCAAGGCUGAUGCUGACAAGGAGAAGAUCAUGGAGCUCGAGGACAAGGCAGGCAACUACAAUGAGAAGGCUAUGGAAGAGGCCGACAAGAUCAAGGUGGUUGAGCAGGCUGAGAGCAAGGCUGCUGCAGAUCUGCCGUCUCUUCUGGUUCAAGCCAAGAAGGAUGAAGGCGAAGCUGCAUCCUUGAAGCAGGAGGCAAAGGGACGAAUCGCAGACUCUCAAAAGAAGGUUGAGGCAGCCAAGAAGCUUGAUCAGUUGGCCGAGCAGAAAGAACAAGAGGCCCACACCAUCAGGAACAAAUUGAUGUCUGUGCUCGAACAGAAAGCCAAGACUUUGGAUAAGAAAGAGAGGGAUGCGAAUGAGGAGGCAAAGUUGGCUAAGGAGGCUGCUCAGAAGGCCGCUGAGAAGGCGCAGAAGUACGCAGCUGAAGCUUCCAAGGAGUCCUCGAUUGCUCAGACCCAAACUGGUUCCGACUCAGACGAAAAUGAUCUUAAGGUUGUUCAGCCAGAGGAUCCAAAGCAACAGCUGCACAAACUCGCCGAGUCCAAGAUUCGGCACGAGAGGGAUCAAUCACAUGAUCCAGUAGAUCACAAGCAUCUGCAUUCAGUCAGAGCUGCCAAUCUCGAGAGAGCUGCGAAAGAGACUGAGAGGAGGAAGAAUAACAAUAUCAAGUCCUCGGAGGAUGGUGAGCAGCUGAAGGAAGAUGGGCACUACUCGAAGCGCGAGGAGGCCUUCAAGAAAGCUCUUGCCACAGCUUACAGAGCCGGAUACGUCGGUGAACACAGGGAUGCUGAAUUGCAGGCAUCAUCCGACGUCAAGCCAGCUAGGACUCAGAUGUUGGGUGAAGAAUCUUCCGCUAACUCUGAAGACGUCCCAUUUGGCACUGGAGAUCCCAGGGUUGCCAUGCUCUCCAAGGGUCCUGGUGAGGUCAGCCAGCUGGAGAAAGUCAAGGGCUCCGGAAAGUCUGCCCCUCUCUUCUCCAUGCUGUGGUCAGAUCCCGGGUCGUUGAAGGAGGUGACGAGAGACCUCUCGGGAACUACCAAGAGGCUGCGGCGCAUCGCCCCGCGCUCUUCUCGUCUCGCAUCCAUGUCUACCCCGCACCUCUACGAGGACGGUCACGAGUCCAGAGCCGAGGAUGAAUUCAAGCAGGACAUGCGUAAGUACAACCGAGCCCUCAAGGAGGAGAGGAGAGCCGAGCUGUCUAAGGUCAGCCGCCUGAAUCAAGAGCUUGCCGAGCUGCCUGGGGGUGACUCAAGGGACGUUCGUCGAUCGCCCGACCAGAGCAGGGACUUCGAAGAGCGCCGUGAGCACGACUGGCACCUGCAGGCUGAGCACGCCCGGGAUACAAUGCUCCGAGAGACUCAGAACCAUUGGGAUAGCCGGGGCAGAGGAUCCUACACCAGGAUGCAACGUCGUGGGAUCAGGGAGGGGCCGCGAGUAGUUGAGAACGAGGAGGGACACUUGGUGUUCGAUCGUCGUCGCGACUCGAGGGCGGAGGGUGACAGGAGGCGCGACAGCUCUCUGCGUUCAGAGGUGCACGAUCUGAAGGACGACCUUCGCUUCGAGAAGCGGAGGGACCGCCGUCUCGAGGACAGGACCUCUCGCCUCGAGGGUGAAGUGGACGAGCUCAAAGAAGAGCUCCGCGGGGGCCGCACGACGGAGCUGAGUGAGGUGAGGGACGAGCGAAGGCCGAGGAGGGAGGGCGAGCGAAGGGAGGAGCGUCGACGUGACGAGGACGAAAGGGCUCGGGAAGAGCACAGGAGGGAGAUGGCUCGUCGCAGAGUGAAGAGCUACCAUCAGCGCAGCGCCGCCAAGAAAGCGACCAACUUCUCUCCUGAUGCCGUGUACGAGAAGGAGUACGCGUGGGACCCUGGGCACGUGAGCCGAGGAGAGAUCAAGUUCCAGCACGCCCUCAAGAACUUCGACCACACGAAGGCGAUCCUGCGGGAGGGGGCCAUGCAGGAUAUGCAGCACAUGCACCUGCCUGAGCUCGUCCCCGCUCACCUCCCCGGGCAAGGGUUGUAAGUUGGGGAGCUCGUUGAUCUUGGACGGUUGGCUUCAUGCAGUUCUAUGUGCGGAUUAGUUUGUGCUCUUGUCUCUGUCCGUGUUGGCGAUGUCACUGUGCGUGAAGUUUAAAGAGGUGAAAACCGAG
This is a messenger RNA of Guillardia theta CCMP2712, 2593 nucleotides long. RefSeq lists its product as hypothetical. NCBI's taxonomy places the organism in Eukaryota, Cryptophyceae, Pyrenomonadales, Geminigeraceae. The transcript has 2 exons. The record is from RefSeq and is a predicted model, not a curated record. The coding region runs from base 1 to 2466 and encodes 821 amino acids.